Molecule: messenger RNA, 382 nt
Organism: Lymnaea stagnalis (great pond snail)
Lineage: Eukaryota; Metazoa; Mollusca; Gastropoda; Lymnaeidae
Source: the annotation of a GenBank genome assembly
CAAUGAUAAACAGAUGAGUGAAUCGGAUUCUGAUCAAGUUGAACAAUUGAAGGCAUAUAUCAGGGAGCUACUGAAAGAGAAAGAAUUGCUGGAGGAGCAGCUGAGAAAUGCUGCCAAUGAUAAACAGAUGAGUGAAUCAGAUUCUGAUGAAGUUGAACAGCUGAGGGCAUUCAUCACUAAACUUUUGAAAGAAAGAGAGUUGUCGGAGGAGCAGUUAAAAGAAGGCAGUCAUUCAAUGCAGGAGGAGGACCUUGCCAAACUCCAGCAGCUGGAAGAAGAAUUUGCAGAACUCCUGAAAGAAAAAGAUGCCCUUGAGGCCCAGGUUAGCCGAGAUGCUGAUAAAUACCUUCAAAUGGAACAAGACCUGGAAAAGACUCUACGG